Messenger RNA from Fusarium oxysporum Fo47, 2508 nucleotides. RefSeq names its product SNF2 family N-terminal domain-containing protein. Gene Ontology annotation, molecular function: ATP binding; ATP-dependent chromatin remodeler activity. Lineage: Eukaryota; Fungi; Ascomycota; Sordariomycetes; Hypocreales; Nectriaceae. The coding region runs from base 1 to 2508 and encodes 835 amino acids. The record is from RefSeq and is a predicted model, not a curated record. The transcript is spliced from 11 exons.
AUGGAUGUGGACGAUCAGGACACGGCACGAGCCUGUAAAAGGAUACGCCUGCAAUCCCCAGAGCCAGACGUUUAUGAGAAUUUCGGAGACAUUCUCUUGUCAGACUCUGAAUUGUUUCCUCAGCUCACGUGCGACAGCGGUUUCUCGGCCAGCAUCUUAGAGCCUACAAAAGAAAGUAAAGAUGAAUCUAGACUUGAGAUCGUAGGCGAAGCACUGGUCGCAGAGACAAUUCGCGAUGUCUGCCUCGGAAUGAUACCCUUGAAAGCCACAUCGUCAUUCUUUAAGAAUCGAAAAGAGUCAGAAGCUACAGUCAACCUGCGACAGUGUGGCGCUAUCUUGACGCUCUGUACGGCAGACACGGGUGCAUAUGCCGGCAUCGUCACGGAGGUGUUUCCGUUAGAGUUGCUCGACCGCCCUUCGGUAAAGCUAAGCGCUCUGUUAACUGCCCCAGCAGCUCUUCGCAUCAUAAUGUUCAGCCAUAUUGAAGAAGCAGCGGAGAUUGGAGCUCUCUUAUCUAAUAAUGACCUUUUCCUUCAACAUCCGUCACCUCGGGACAUCGAAUAUUUUGAGCUGGAGGCGGAAUACUUUAACCCGCAUUAUCUCGUUAUUCCAGGGUCUCGCAUGCCACAAAUGGAAGACCUUGCUAUCGAGUACAACGAUAGUACAUCAGAUCCGUCUCUUACCUUGGACGAGCAGAAGAAAGGACAGUUGAUGGGCGUUUUUGACACCGCAGCUGAUCUUUCUAUUCGACCGACGACCGAUCCAAGCCCACGGCUACAGACCAGCCUAAAAGACUAUCAACUCAAAGCUCUUACGGUGAUGAGCGAAAAGGAGUGUACCAACGUUGAAAGUCCCCAGAGUCCUUCGCUGUGGGUCGCACGCGAUGCAUUCACUGGGGGAGACAGAGAAUACCGCCACAGAAUAACGGGACAUAGGGUCGAUGUUCCGCCCGUUUGUGCCGGAGGAAUCCUUGCUGAUGAAAUGGGUCUCGGGAAAACCCUCUGCGUACUGUCCCUCAUUUGCUGGUCUCUGGACUUGUUGAGGGACACAGAAGCUCAAGGGAAUGGUUCUGAGCCUUCAACAACAUUGGUUGUCAUACCUAAGAGCAUGAUUCCUGGCUGGCAAGUCCAGAUCAAGAACCACAUUGUCCCGGGUCAGAUCCGUGGUGCCCUUUAUCAUGGUACUGGUAGACAAAGUCUUGCUAAGCAUUUUCGAAACAAUGAUAUUGUCUUGACAACAUAUCAGACCUUAAGGUCUGAGUGGGCUAACAAGGGUCCAUUGUUCACAGAGCAAUGGUUCCGCGUUGUUCUAGAUGAAGCCCAUCGUAUCGGUAACAGGUCAACUCAAGUAUUUCAGGCCGCAUGUGAGCUCCGGUCAUCGAGGCGCUGGUGUCUCACGGGAACUCCUAUUGUGAAUUCCAUCGAUAACUACGGAGCAUUACUAGCGUUCGUUCAGAUGGAGCCUCUCGUUGCAAAGGCCAGAUUCGAUCGUUGGAUAUCCAAUCCGAUUCGAGAUAAUGUACAAGAAGGCCUUCGACAGCUCCGGAUUCUAGUUGAAGCAACGUGUCUCCGUCGGACGAAAUCUAGCAUUUCACAAGCACUCCCUCCUCUGACAAUCCGCGAAGAAAAGGUUAGCUUGCAUCCAUAUGACCGCGCUCUUUACGAUUUCUUCGAAAGUGAAGCUGCCAAAAACGCUGCCGAUUCUUCUAACAACUAUCCCGACAACCCUUCAGAGACGGGUAGGGAAAAGAAGAAUGUUUUAUCUCUGAUCCACAAUCUUCGCCGAAUUUGCGAUCACGGAGAGGAUCUCUUAUCAGUUUCGGACACUGAAGCGUGGAGGAUGCGGAGAGGUCAAGGUCCAGAUUUGCAAACUAUACACUACAGUGGUACACAACAACUUGGAACGAAUUAUAGUGUGGAUUCAUACUGCAAAGCAUCGCCGUCUGCUAAGGUGCAAAGAUUGAUACACAAAAUUCGAUUAGAGCAAACGAACAACGUGGCAGGGUCGGCGACUCCACCGGUGAAAAGCGUGGUUUUCAGUUACUGGACUAAGAUGCUCGAUCUUGUUCAGAGCGCUCUUUUACAGGCUAGCUUCUUGUGCGAGAGAAUUGAUGGCCAGUACUCCAUCAAGCAAAGAGAGAAGGCGCUGUCUAGAUUUGCAAACGACCCUUGCUGUACUGUAAUGCUGGCCACUAUUGGGAGUGGCGGUGAAGGCAUUGAUCUAACCUCGGCUAAUAAUGUGCAUCUUGUGGAGCCUCAUUGGAACCCCAUGGCCGAAGAGCAAGCGAUCGCGCGUGUUCAUCGAAUCGGCCAGCAGCGGCACGUCACUGCCAUCAAGUAUAUCACUCCAGACUCGAUCGAGGAGAAGUAUGUUCAAAACAUUCAAGUUAAGAAAACACAGCUUAUUCAGGACACAUGGAGUGUCAAUAACGACUCUAGUGGGAAUGGUAUGGACAAUGAGACUUCAAGCAAGCUUGAGAAAUGGCUCGCUCAGAGAAGUGAGAUGUAA